Malurus melanocephalus (red-backed fairy wren) is the source of this 2221-nucleotide messenger RNA. RefSeq names its product small integral membrane protein 32 (gene SMIM32). The record is from RefSeq and is a predicted model, not a curated record. Lineage: Eukaryota; Metazoa; Chordata; Aves; Passeriformes; Maluridae. The transcript has 2 exons. The coding region runs from base 8 to 508 and encodes 166 amino acids.
CAAGCCCAUGCAGGUGGAGCGGCGCACGGAGCUCCCAGCGCGCUCCCGGCACGUCCCGGCUGACCAGCGCAUGAACCAGAGCAUCUCCCCAAACCAGGCGUGCUGGGGGAACCAGGGCCAGGACACGAGACUGACUGCGUUUGCCCUCCUGCUUUACUUCUACUGUGGAGGAAAUUUCAGCAAGAACAUGUAUAGUGAAUUGCUCAAUUCAACCAGUGCCACUGAAGCUCACCUAAUCAUUCAGACCAACACGCCCUACCUGAGCAGCACUCCGAGACCCGUGAGCUCCUCAGCUCUUUACAUGUCGACAGCCAGGGUGUUAAAAGAAGGGGAAAUAAAUAAGCCCGACCUGGUGACUUACAUMAUUCUGUUUUUCUUUCUGUUCUUGACUGUGACAUUCAUAGUGUUCUUCAUAAACUGCCAGCUGAAAAAUUCUUUUUUUGCUACUCUUCCUUACGACAGAUCGCUCAGGGAAGCGAGGAACCCGUGGAGGACACAAGCUGUCUGACACUUCUCAUUCCAGCAGGAGCAGGCACCAGAAAGCCUGUGCAAUAAAGAGUUCGUGCCAUGUGCCAGGGCACGGAUGUGACCCCCUUUAGAGUAARGGGCAGGAGGAGAUUGAUGAAAAUUGUGCUGUAUGCCAAUCUGAGUAGCUGUAAAUAAAAAGCUGUUAUGAACUGAAGAGAAUGCUUUAGCAAAUUUAUACAGUUGUUGCAAAAAAAAUUGCCCCGUGAUUCCAGAUUAAGCUAUGUGUGUAUGCAAAUGUCAUCAUCCACCCAUUCAGUGUCCAUAGAAGGAUAAUUGUAUUAACAACAAUCUCUGAUUUGGGCAUCUGGUGGAGCUUKUUCCCCCAUGUUUAUGAAACCAAGCGUCAAAUGUAAAAAACCAGUGUAUUUACCUAACAGCUCCACACUUAGAUGAGUUUACUUUCCAGACCCAUUUCUCCCAGCUGCUGCUGGAACUGCAUGGUGAUGCCGUGGGAGGCCUGCCAAGCAGGACGAGAAAGUGAUAAAUGUUUAUUUUGACUUUUGAUUGUCAUUCUGUUAAGGGUGUUUUUUAUGUUUGAAUGCGUCAUCGAGCAAGUUUUAAGUUACUACUUAUGUGAAACACUUGUUACCUAAGGAAUUUGUUUUCAACUUCCAUAAGCUACAAAGGAAAUUAUUUGCCACAGCAUGAAACCAAAACAAUCAGGAUAGGGAGAAGGGGAAAAUGAAUAUAUCUAAUAUUGUGUAAACUAAUGAAAGGGGUGAGCAUAGCACAAAAAAUGGGUAAGUUCUGAAAGCCAUAAAAAAACCAGCUUUACAGGAUACGUUGCUUUACCGCGCAGUAUCCCCACUCCUUGUUCUUCAUCUAAACCUAGCCCGAUUAGAAGCAUGAAUUAUCAAUAUGAGAACAGCUUGAUUCAACACUGGUCACUGGCAAACCACACCAUUUUAAAUUAUUAACUAUCUGAUUUUGUUSUAAAAGCUUCUGCUUAACACUGAUAGCUGACGCGUUAUUUUGUGGAUGCUGGUUUCUUGUAAACUUGCAGUUACAGCACAAUUAUGGAUCAAGCUGCACAAACUCUGGAAGGUUGUCUGUAAUUCCCACAAACAGUGGGCAAAGGGUUUGUGGGUUUUUUUGUUUUGUUGUUUGUUGUUUUUUCAAAUUUUAUUUUUUUUAAACCCAAUGGCUCAACAUACAAGAGAAUUGCAACUAUCCAGAACCACCCAGUCCUAAAUCCUAUUUUAGCUGCAGUUUUGGCUAUUAGAUCAUCCAAAAUGGAAAUUCAAAGUGGUGUCAGAUGCUGUGCUCCUACACCUGUUCUUGACCUGCAGGGUACAACAGAGGAGCUGUGUGUAUAUAUGUGUAUARAACUUAUUUCAUCCAAAUGAGAUUUUACAAUGCAAUUACACACACAUACAGGCUUGCACUUGAGCACAGACAAAAUAUGUAUAUAUGGAAGUCUGUUUGCAAGCUUUUUCUUUUUUUUAACCCCAAAAUUGCACAGUUGAGAACACUUCUGUGUCAAAUUGUCUUCGUUACCAUGUUUUGUUUUGCUCAAGAAAGCUAAACUACUACAUAACAGAUUUCAGUAUUUUAUUCCUUGAUAUGUGGCCGAUAUUUCCUCUCAACCAAAUUUAACUGGUGUAAUUCCAAGCAGUUACUCUAAUGUAGAAAGCAACAAUAAAUGCAAGUGUGUUUCUCUCAGCCCUUUUUGAAUAAAUCAAGUUUUAUCAAA